AUGAUAGAGACAGCAAUGAAUGCGGUACACUUAGUGGAGUGUGGCAAUGAAGUGAAGCCACUCAAGGUAAAGAUUACGAUAAAUCAACAGAAAGUGGAGAUGUUGAUAGACACUUGGGAAGCGCUUCCGUACAGUUUUGAGCCCGAAUGUGAUGACGCUGAGAGCAGUUCGAGUUCGGGAAACUCUCAUGAAAUUGAUUCGGACACAGGGGACGGAAUCCUCGAGCGCUUGGUCAACUCAGACUGGUGCACAUGCGAACACGCAACUUUUGAGCUUGUCUGCCUCAACGACGACGUUCUGCACACUGCUGUGUCCGCAGUGGUAGAUGUCACUGAAGAUUCCUUCACAGAACCUCUGAAUCACAGGCUUUUGAGGUCGACAGCAUACAGGCAGUUCACACAUUGGGCUCCUAGGAAACUGGGCAGGCGUGCUAGAAUGGUCAUACCGUCAUGUGUAGUUUUGCUAUUAGAAGACCUUUCUCAGAAGAAGGCGAAGUGUACGUGGGGUUUAGGGAACAUCAAGAUUAGAUAUGAUUUUGACAAUAAUGCUUGUAACUACCUAAUUCUAAGAAUCUGUCAACUAAUGUCCCAUCUUAUACAUGCUAUAGCGUUUGUAUGUCAUAGUUGUAUGUUCUAUGUAAAUCUUGUUUUACGAGCACUAACAACAGUUUCCUUGAGUGGUCUUUCACAGGUGGCAAUGUUGGCUGGUAAAAUCACUGGAGGUUGUCUGGCUUUGUGUUUUCGAAGAGGUUGUUGA
This is a messenger RNA of Corticium candelabrum, 756 nucleotides long. RefSeq lists its product as uncharacterized. The record is from RefSeq and is a predicted model, not a curated record. The coding region runs from base 1 to 756 and encodes 251 amino acids. Lineage: Eukaryota; Metazoa; Porifera; Homoscleromorpha; Homosclerophorida; Plakinidae. The transcript has 4 exons.